UACCAUUUCCCAUUAGCAAUACGAUCGCAGCGCAGCUGCUUCUCUCCCUCUCUCUCGAAAUUCACUCUCUUCUUCGUUUCGUAAUUUUAUUUUAAUUUUUGUUCUCCCAUUUGUAUGUCUGUUAUUUUCUCUUCUAUCCCCCAACCAUAAAAAGAAAAGAAAAGGAAAUAAAAGGGUAGAUUCGAUCUCUCCACCCUCAAUUCGCUGCAGAUUUCUUGGAUACAAAGCAGAAUUAUAGAGAGAAAUUUUCGAUACAACCAGUAACUAUAUCUUUGUCACAGUCCAAGUACCAAAAGAAAAAAAAUCAGCUGAAACCGACGUCGCUUUUGUUGCUUUUCAGUUUAACUAAGCAGGUUGACUUCGUGCUUUUACUGCCGCCUUUUGGUUUUGUAUGAGUUCUGGAUACAUUAUCAUAUAAGCAUAAUUAUUGUUCAACUUUACAUGCACCUGAAUCAGAGGGCAUUGUGCUUGGCUUUGGGAGUGUAAUUGUGUUUUUGGCAUUCUGCAAUUCUACUUGCUUAUCCUUUUUUCAGCUUAAGUAUUAUCUAAUUAUCCAGAACUAAUUCUGAUAGUUCAGUCAAGAAUACAUGACUACCGUUUUUGUUCAUUCUUGGAUACAUAACUUAGCUGUAUGCGGAGAUAGUCAUCUUCUAAUGUAAUUUUGGAAGUAACAAAGAUUUUUAAGUUUAUGGAAUUUCGAUGGUUCUACAUGCAAGAAAACAAGCUUGUAAUAUCACUUUGAUGAAGCCACUGGAUUCAUGUAACAAUUCAUGUUGAAGAAGGGGGACAUGCUACCAAAUUGGAAGAAACCCCGCAUCAACUUAGUCUUUGCCUUCUCCAUAUAUACUUCUUACAUGUUUGCUGGUACAUCUACGAGUAAAAGGGGGUGUUGAUGGUGUGCUAUAACAGGAAAUCAUGGAGCACGUUUUGGAAAAGAAGUAUCCUGUUAAUGCAAAAGAUUAUAAGUUAUACGAAGAAGUUGGUGAAGGUGUGAGCGCCACUGUUUAUAGGGCUCUCUGCAUUCCACUUAAUGAGACAGUUGCUAUUAAGGUUCUUGAUCUGGAAAGGUGCAACAAUGACCUGGACGGAAUCCGACGAGAGGUACAGACAAUGAGCUUGACUGAUCAUCCAAAUGUCUUACGAGCACAUUGUUCUUUCACUACAGGCCACAGCCUUUGGGUUGUGAUGCCCUACAUGGCUGGAGGAUCCUGCCUUCAUAUAAUGAAAUCUGCUUAUCCAGAAGGUUUUGAAGAGCCUGUUAUUGCCACACUAUUGCGUGAGACUCUCAAAGCUCUUGUUUAUCUUCAUUCCCAUGGUCAAAUCCAUAGAGACGUUAAGGCUGGCAACAUAUUAAUUGACAGAAAUGGAGCAGUUAAGUUAGCAGACUUCGGAGUGUCAGCAUGCAUGUUUGACACGGGAGAUAGGCAGCGUUCCAGAAAUACUUUUGUUGGUACUCCAUGCUGGAUGGCUCCUGAAGUUAUGCAACAAUUACAUGGAUAUGACUUUAAGGCAGACAUCUGGUCAUUUGGAAUAACUGCUCUUGAACUUGCCCAUGGCCAUGCUCCUUUCUCCAAGUAUCCACCGAUGAAAGUUUUGCUGAUGACCUUACAAAAUGCACCUCCAGGACUUGACUACGAAAGAGACAAGAGAUUUUCGAAGUCAUUUAAAGAGAUGGUAGCUGCCUGCUUAGUGAAGGAUCCAAAGAAACGUCCCACGUCAGAAAAGCUUUUGAAGCACCCAUUUUUUAAACAUGCACGAUCGAAUGAAUAUCUUGCUCGCACCAUUCUUGAUGGACUUGCUCCUUUAGGGGAACGAUUUAGGAUUCUGAAGGUGAAAGAGGCUGAUCUUCUUCUUCAGAAUAAGGCUCUAUAUGAGGAUAAGGAGCAAUUAUCACAGCAAGAGUACAUAAGAGGAAUCAGUGCCUGGAAUUUCAACCUUGAGGAUUUGAAAAGUCAGGCUGCUCUUAUUCAGGAUUAUGAUGCCAUACAAAAUUCAGAGGAUCAACGUGUGAGUGUGAAGCACGUGGAUAUACACAACAAUGUUGAGCUUCCAGCUGAGAGGCUGUCCAAUGAAAAGGCUAACCAUUCAACAGCUGAUCCUAGUCAUGAGGAUCAGGAUGGGUUCAAUCACCUUCAUGAUUUGGAGAACUCACUUGCUUCAUUUCCUAUUAAACCUCUUCAAGCACUUAAAGGCUGUUUUGAUGUUGGUGAUGAUGAUGUGGAUGCAACUAGUCCAAGUUGGAAAGGCGCUCAAACAGAUUCUGAACAACAGGUUCUUACAAAAUUGUCACCAAGUGAUGUAAACCGAGAAAGUGAAGGAAAUGAGGGUGAUAAUCCUCCACGUUGCAGUUCUUUACCAAGUCAUGUUGUGGAGCAUAAGAAAUUUUUGAGCAGUCCAUUAAUUCCAGAAAAUGCCUUUUCUCCUAAAAAGGUCGCUGGGGAUGAAAACAGGGAUUUUCUACAGCCAAAAUAUCAAUCAGAGCGGAACUAUAGUGGUCCAUUGUUAUAUCGACAGAAAAGAGAUACCAAUAAUCUUUCAUCUGUUGAGGAUUUAUCAGAAGGAGCUGUGGUCCAACGCAAGGGACGCUUCAAGGUCACUUCAGCAGAUCUGAGUCCGAAGGGUCCUACAAACUGUUAUUUCAGCCCAGUUUGCGGAGGAGGUCCAACAGUAUCAAAUGUUACAGCUGCUUCAGUCCUUCCAUCACUGCAAUGCAUCUUGCAGCAGAAUGCCUUGCAGAGGGAAGAAAUUCUUAAAUUGAUCAAGUUUGUGGAGCAAAGCUCUGGCAAACAAAUGCAAACGGAGUCAGCUGAAGCAAUGGCGAAUGACCUUUUGCAGAUAUCACCUUCUGCUAGGGAGAAGGAGCUGCAGGCUCAGUUGAUUAACCUACAACAAAGUAUUGGAAGCCUUGUUGAGGAAUUGCAGAGACAGAAGAUGAAAAAUGCCCAGUUAGAAAAACAAUUGAAUGCUUUGGUGUACAAGUGAAGAGAAUGACGUACAGCGGCGAGACUAUUGUUCCAGUGGCAAAAGGUUGUGAGGAUCUUCCUAGCACUCAAGAGGUAUGAAGGCAUCUUAAGAAUUUGAAAUUUCUAGUGUACCAUAUGUGUGAACGUGUUAAAGGCAGACACCAAAUUUCGAGAUGCCAUUCCUUAGAGUCUCACAUCAUGUGCAGACAUGUUGUAAUUUAUUGAAGCAAAUGUAAUUAUAGUACAGUUUGGCUGUCUUUCUUUCAUUCUGUCACACAUGCUCUCACUCAGGCUCUGUGGCGUGGUGCUUGUUUGCUUGGAUUUAUAGGGAGUCGGCCAAUUCGUAGACCUAUUUUCUUUUACUUUCAAUAAGCAAGAAAGAUAUCCUUGAUAGUUGAUAGUCAGUUGCCCUUUUUCUGGGUUUUUCACAUCAACUGUUGUAGUUUGGUUUGAGUUUUGAAUUUAAGACGGGGUCACUUUAUUCUGGCUUAAAUCCACGAGCUUAAAAGUAAAUAUAACAAAAUACAGGUACAUGUAUAAUAACGUUUAGAUGCAAUAAAACAUUGUUGUUUAUUGGGCA
Jatropha curcas is the source of this 3543-nucleotide messenger RNA. Its product is annotated as Protein kinase superfamily protein. Lineage: Eukaryota; Viridiplantae; Streptophyta; Magnoliopsida; Malpighiales; Euphorbiaceae. Gene Ontology annotation, molecular function: ATP binding; protein serine/threonine kinase activator activity; protein kinase activity. The record is from RefSeq and is a predicted model, not a curated record. Gene Ontology annotation, biological process: protein phosphorylation.